GUGCAUACGAAGCCUUCGAUGCUGGCAGGAAAGGAUAUGUGACGAAAGAAGAUCUUUUGAGCAUUUUAGCAUGCAGUGCGCGAGAGCUCGAGCGUGUCUUCGAGGCUGCUGGUUUCGAUGCGGAACGAACGCACCGCGUAGAUUUAGACGGUUUCUCGAAGCUACUACAUUGCUCUAGGAAAACUAUCAUCGAUUUCCCACGGGAAGAUAGUACGUCAGAAGAUGAGAUCGCGACACGGCUUGAGACCGCGGAGUUACUCGAACGAGACGCGUAUUUUGCACAGUUGGAUGAAUACGAUGAAGAGCUCUCUGUGACUGACGGUAUUCGCGGGUCCAACACGCUGCAGUUACCAAUUCGGGGAGGAUCGGGGGAUGAACAGUUUCGGACUUUCCUGAGGAGGAUGCGAACUUGGCCGUUAUUCUACCCGUUAUACAGCGCUUACACAUUCCUGCCCUCUUAUGACGAUUAUAAUUAGUGUUAGAGAUAUCUAUAAUACCAUUGCUCUUCGAAAUAACAUAUGUUGUCUUUGGUGUCUGCUAUGUUUCUUCCAUUCUCCAAUAACAAUGUCGCCAAAUUCAUACAAGUUGAUCAGCUGGGCACGCGCGCUACAUGCGUUGACUGUGGCUAGCUGCUUCGAUCAUUCCUCCUGGCUCGGUUUUUGAUGUUCCUGUUUAUAUUUACAGUAAGCGGAGCGAAUCGACAGUUUCUCACACAUUUUCGUACUACAUAGUUCGUGUGAGUUGUCGUCGUCAUUGUCAUUGCUAGCCUAGCUAUAGUAUCGGCUCAUUAAUCGUGGGCACGCGGGCAUACCGCUCCUCCGCGAAGUUAUGCUUGUAUUGAUAAGGAGACUGUCUGUGUUGUUGCAUAUAACUGAGAAUAGAAACUAACCGUAAUAAUUACGGCGUAAUUCAGUGGCUCUUCCUCUCGAGUCGCAGUUAU
Messenger RNA from Perkinsus marinus ATCC 50983, 940 nucleotides. RefSeq lists its product as hypothetical. The transcript is spliced from 6 exons. The annotation marks the transcript as partial. Gene Ontology annotation, molecular function: calcium ion binding. Lineage: Eukaryota; Perkinsozoa; Perkinsida; Perkinsidae. The record is from RefSeq and is a predicted model, not a curated record.